Opisthorchis viverrini is the source of this 1152-nucleotide messenger RNA. RefSeq lists its product as hypothetical. The record is from RefSeq and is a predicted model, not a curated record. The transcript has a single exon. NCBI's taxonomy places the organism in Eukaryota, Metazoa, Platyhelminthes, Trematoda, Opisthorchiida, Opisthorchiidae. Bases 1 to 1152 code for a protein of 383 amino acids.
AUGAAAGAAACGGUGGAAUGUGUCGCUGAAAGAUCCGAUGUCUGUGCCAAUAAGGCCAUUACUUUUGAGACCUACAUGAAUCCUUCGUCAAUUAUCGCUCUUGCACUUAAAAGUGACUUAUAUUUUGUUUUUUAUUGCUGGUUUUGUGAGCGGUUUUUGAAAUCACUUCGCGCACUGUUCAGGCCAACAAGAUUAUGUCAGUGCUGUGAACAUCUGCGGCAAUCAUUGUCACGAUACACUGGGGGUAGUAAGAACAGAGAGAAAAACCAGUUUCCAGACUUCUGUGUUCAUAUCGCAGAUGGAUAUCGAUUACCACAUCAUCAAUACGGUUGUCCUCCGCGCACAUUCCGCAGGCCAAAUGAUCGGUUUGACGUGGUGCGAACAAGAACCGGAUUCCCGUACGAUUAUAGAACACCACCAUUGCCAUUCGUUUUACAUUCCAAUCGUAGAAAACCCGUCAACAUUCGUAAGAGUUUCAGCCUACCGAGGGAAUGGCAUGAGAGGAGAGAACAUGGAUUAAAUCUGACGAACAAGAAUACGCGAUUUGCCAACCCUCGAAGUGGAUUUCACAUGCCACCCAAUUUCUAUUGUUCACAAGGUCGAAUAGUUAUAAGCAACAAGGGUUCAGUUCGAAAGCCACCGUAUCGUUUUGGUUCUCCUGGAAGAUGGUCAGUGAAAACUACUCAACAAAAACACAGUGGGAGAUUAUGGCCCAUCAAUAUAAGUAAACCAUGGUCUGGCAUAAGGAAACCCAAGGAGUUGGAAGCAGAUCUGGUAAAUUUCCAGUUUUCGCACAAGACAUUGAGCAAGUUCUACAAUGAUACUUCAACGCCAAGCACAUCAGCAACCAGGUCACAGCAGCAAAAUCUUGAGAACGAGUCAUUAGCGCAGAAGUCGUCUGCUGAAAUUGUACCCGACUUGGCGGACCAUACUUGGUUUUCCCCUCCUUGUCUUGGCGACCCGGAGCAUUGUCAUUAUCAGAGAAUCAAACCAAUUACUAUGUCAGCUCCCGUUUCUGCCUGUUAUGAAAACAUGGGCGAUUCACCAGUACAAGAAACUACUUCGCCAAAACUUGCUUUACCGGAAAAUGACGAACAGACUGCUGAUAGUUAUAUCCGAAGAGCCAAUAUGGCCAUCGGGUGGACUGUCUAA